Messenger RNA from Exophiala spinifera, 1503 nucleotides. RefSeq lists its product as uncharacterized. The transcript has 4 exons. The coding region runs from base 1 to 1503 and encodes 500 amino acids. Gene Ontology annotation, molecular function: iron ion binding; heme binding; oxidoreductase activity, acting on paired donors, with incorporation or reduction of molecular oxygen. NCBI's taxonomy places the organism in Eukaryota, Fungi, Ascomycota, Eurotiomycetes, Chaetothyriales, Herpotrichiellaceae. The record is from RefSeq and is a predicted model, not a curated record.
AUGGUGCGCUCAAGUUCAAACACCUUUCACCUCAUAGGUAUAGCAGGAUUGUCUUUCCUGAUUGUCUUUCUCAUCCGGUGCCUCCAACUGACCUUCGUCGCUGGGAAGAAAAUAUGGCUUCUCUUCACCGACCCUCUCGCGUCUAUUCCCGGUCCGUGGCAUGCCAAGUUCACGGGUGUGGUUCUCAAGACCCAUACCCUCAUGGGUAGACGCUGUUUCUACAUCCAUGACAUGCAUCAACGGUAUGGCGCUGUGGUGCUGAUAGCCCCUGGAGAAGUCGACAUCAGUGACUUGGAGGGCUUCCGCGACAUCCACCGGAUCGCCAGUGGGUUUCAGAAGACGGACUGGUAUACCAAGUUCACCCCCGGCAUGGAGAGCAACGUUUUCGCCAUGGUGGACCUCCAAGAGCAUGCCGCACGCAGAAAGGUGCUUGCACGAGGAUUUAGCAACUCUUCACUGCAAGCAAACUUUCAACAUGUCGUGAAGGAUCGAGCCAAGCUUGCAGUGGAACGCAUCAAGAGUGAAGUGGCCCGCGGCGAUUGCGAUAUCCUCAAGUGGUGGACACUGAUGGCGUUGGAUGUGACGGCACAAGUUGCUUUCGGAAAGCGCUCUACCAUGCUCGAGUCCGGCAAGAAAACAGAGUACACCGAGAAUGUGUCGCUGAUGGUCGAGGCCACCGGCAUCCGAGCCGAAGGCCAGUUCUUUUACAGCCUUGUUAGGCUAUUCGCGCCUUCAACAUACGUGAAGUAUGAGGCUUCGCUGAAGAACGUACCUUUAUACGGCCUGCGUGCGGCCCGGGAAACGUUAUCCACCAAGCUUGAGACUUUUAACCUCAUCAGCGGCAUGGUGAAGGAAAGCACGGCCGAAGACAGCAAAAUCAGCGAGUUUGGGUUGGCCUCCCAAGCCACCGCCAUCAUUAUAGCAGGGUCGGACACGACGGCGACGACACUCACCUACGCAGUGUGGGCUGUCCUCUCACGGCCCGAGGUUCGCCGUAAAUUGGUGAAGGAGAUUUCGAAGCUUCCGGAAGACUACAGUCAGACCGACCUUGAGGGUCUGAGCUACUUGAACGCUGUCCUCACGGAGACUUUACGCCUCUAUGGAGCUGGACCGGGCUCCUUGCCGCGUGUGCAUCGAUCAAAAGAACUUGUGGUUGGGCAGUAUGUCAUCCCCCCCGGUGUAACGUUGACCACCCAAGCGUGGACUAUUCAUCGGGACCCGGAGAUCUUUCCCGAGCCUGACAAAUUCGAGCCCGAUCGUUUUGUUCGAGGUGGUCUCCAGGGUCAGCAGAAGCUGGCCUUCCACCCCUUCGGGGCAGGCACUAGAAUAUGUCUGGGCCUGCACCUGGCUUAUAUGGAGUUACGAUAUGGUCUGGCCGAGUUCUUCCGUCAAUGUCCCGAAAUAGAACUCUCAAGCAAAACAACUCCGGAGUCGAUGAGGAUGGUGAACUAUUUCUUGGUCGCUCCAAAAUCAAAGCAGUGUAUCGUCACAAGUAGUAGAUAG